This is a messenger RNA of Rotaria socialis, 1470 nucleotides long. The record is from the annotation of a GenBank genome assembly. Lineage: Eukaryota; Metazoa; Rotifera; Eurotatoria; Philodinida; Philodinidae.
AUGCGGUGGAAAAGAUCAUUGCGUAUGUCAACGAAAAAUCGUGCUUAUAAUCCUAUGUGUGAAGAUGGAUACGAUAAUAAAGUUUCGUUACAUAAUGAUGAAGAAUUUCAACAUGGAAUUCGUUUUAAAAUUAAAUUCAUUGGUUCAUUAGAAGUUCCAAAACCCACAAGUCGUGGUGAAAUUGUAGCCGACAUGCGUCAUAUCCGUUAUGAAUUCAAAACAAGAGCAAUUAAAAAACGCCCCGCUUAUUUAUUAAUAUCAAUAGAUGGAAUUCAAGUUUGUUUAAAGAAAAAGAAUAAAAGAAGUCCUUAUUUCGAUGAUGAUAGAACUAUUCUUACGCAAUAUCCUAUCAAUCGAGUGUUUUAUGUCUCGCAUGAUAGUCAAGAUUUAAAGAUUUUCAGUUUUAUAGGACGUGAUAAUACUACUAAUGCAUUUCGUUGUAAUGUCUUCAAAGCAUAUAAAACGAAUGAAGCGAUUCAUAUAGUCCGUACGAUUGGUCAAGCGUUCGAAGUUUGUCAUAAAUUCUCUUUACAACAAACAUCAACGAAUACUCUAAAAUCUAGUCCGUCUAAUACAAAUUUUGCUCAACAAGAAAAUAAAAUUCCAGAAUCAAAUGUGGAUGCAGUAGAAAAAACGGAGCGUUAUUUACAAAGUGUUCAAGUUCCAAUUUCAUCAGUAAAUAAAGAAACAACGGUACUUCAAUCUUAUUCAUCAAGCGAAUUUACACUCAAACAUCAAAUGCAAUUUAUGCAAGAACAAUUACAACAAGUGCAGCAUGAAUCUGAAUUAGCAUUCAAUCAAAUUAAAUUAGUAAAAGAACAAUUAAAUAUUGAAAUUACAGCAAGAACUGAUGCACAGAAUAAAAAUAAACAAUUAAUUGAACGAAAUCGAGAAUUAUUAACACAUAUUCAACAAUUAUUAAAUUAUACACAUGAACUUGAAAUAAAGUUAAAUAAAAAUGAAAACUUGAAGAUGUUGAAGGGCAUUCCAUCACGUCCAACGGAUUUAUUUCUUCUUCCAUCGUUAUUUUCAACUUUAACUACUUCUGGUUCUACAAAUGGAACUUCGAAUCAACAAGAUUUAUCCAGUGAUUCACCUGAUUCUGGCAAAGGACAAGAAAUAUCCUCAGCAAGUAUUUCAGAUGCCUUUCUAUCAAGUAUUCAAGAUCAACAAGUAACUAAUUCAUGGAACAAUAAUAUUAAUAAUAAAACCAAUAUUAAUACCCAUAACAAUUGUACAUCAAUACUUGAUGAUGUAACAAAUCAAUCAAUAUCGAUAAAUGAAACGAUUUCCAAAAAUAAUAAAAGCGAUUGCGAAGAUUAUUCUUCCACGUCAUCUGAUGCUUCAAUAAAAAUAUCAAAUAAAAAUCAUAUUGAACAUUAUAUUUAUGAUCAUAUAAUCCCAACAGGAUCAUCGUCGUUUACAAACUCAGCCUUUACAGGAAGUUCAUUAAAUACAUUAAAUAACUGA